Aspergillus tanneri is the source of this 2604-nucleotide messenger RNA. Its product is annotated as DIL and Ankyrin domain protein. The record is from RefSeq and is a predicted model, not a curated record. The transcript is spliced from 4 exons. Lineage: Eukaryota; Fungi; Ascomycota; Eurotiomycetes; Eurotiales; Aspergillaceae. Gene Ontology annotation, molecular function: GTPase binding. Bases 1 to 2604 code for a protein of 867 amino acids.
AUGGAGUCGACUACCUCUCCCCGCAGCUCCUCCGACGAUCUCGACGGUCGCAACGGCAGUGUCUCGCCCCAAAACCCUCACCCGGCUGGUCUUCCAGACGAUUUACCAAAAUCAUUGGAUGACCGUCGUUCGGUGCCUAUGAUCCCUCAAGAGACAGAGAUGUACGAUGCCUGGCAAGGUUCGCAAUCCUUCCUUUCUUUGUGCUUCCAGUUCGCUUCCUCAUCCCGGACACGGCCGGCCGCAGAAGUUCGUCAAUCCCAAUUUCUCACAACCCCCGUGGCUGCGAAACCGUUGAGUUUCAGUCUGGCUCUGGAUGACCAUUCGCAUGACGACGAACAUACCAUACAGGCCCAUUAUGGUCGCGGUCUUACGUCGGUAGCAGAUGAUGAUAACGAAUCCACCUCCACCGCCCUACUAGAGGACAGCGAUGCCCGUUUGAUGGAGAUGCUUGCGGCGCAGGCGGCCCACAGAGAGGUAGACUCGCUAGGGGCCGACGAAGAUACCAUCGUUACCGAUGAGAAGCUAUCGGAAGCGGAGAGGCGGGAUAUUCUCCAGCGGGGGUUGAAUAUGGCCGCCAGCAACGGCGACGUGGAGCGCGUUCACAAACUGGUGCAAGGCAAAGCAAAGGACUACGUUGAUGUGAAUAUGCCGGAUGAGGAGGGAACGGUGCCGCUGAUCUACGCUAGCUGCUUUGGACAUCAGGACGUGGUGUCAGCCCUGCUGGAUGCAGGCGCCAAUGUCGACCAGCAGGAUCGUAAUCAAUGGAGUGCCUUGAUGUGGGCGAUGACGAACCGACACAAAACCAUCGCUAAGAUCCUCCUCGACCACGGAGCGUCUCCGGAUAUCAAGUCCUCAUCUGGCGGGACGGCGUUCGACUUCGCUCAGCCAGGCAGCGAAAUCUCGGAGUAUCUACAUGAAAAUGGCUACAGCUUUGGCCCGAGUGCCAUCGAGGACGAUUUCUACGAUUCCGGAUUCGCGCACGGUCGCUUCGAGGAGGAGAUCGCCGAGAAUGAGAUGAAACGACGCAUGAUGAUGGAGGAGAGUGCAAUCAACUUGGAAGUGGACUUGUCGAGCCUGGGGCUGGACGAGAAAUUUGACGCCCUUGAUGAAGAGGAUCUGGAAGAAGAACAGCAGGAGUUUGUCUGGGAUCGAUGCCUCAACGACCAGAUGUUUGUCUUCCAGGAGAACGAAUUGGAAAGGAUUUUGGACAUUAUCAUCACCAAUAUGACUCCGCAGCGCUCCCCGUCGCAAAAACCCGUCCCGGCAAAUCUCCUUUUCCUCAGUGCGCGGUACGCGUAUUACCAUGCCAGCCCCGAACUCCUGGCCAAUCUGUUGGUUUCGGCAACGGACAAGAUCAACGAUGUGGUCGAACGCCAUCAAUGGGACAUGACGAUCCUUGCGUUUUGGAUGUCCAACGCCACCCUGCUUCUACAUUAUUUGAAAAAGGACGGCGGCCUGGUGGAAGCUACGGUGGAGUUCCAGCUGCACCUGGCCGAACUGAUCAACGAGAUCUUCAUCCUGAUCAUUCGCGACGCCGAGCGCCGGAUGAACAAAGUGUUAGACGCGGCCAUUCUGGACCAUGAAACCAUCCCAGGAUUAGAGGAUGUCCAUUUUCAGAACGAAUGGAAACUUUUUCGUCCCAAAUCCAAGGCCAAAGCCCCAGAACUGGACGAGAAGCGAUUCCGGCCGCCCUCCCCUCGACGGCGAGCCCAGAUCUCGCCGCGGAAUAUUACCUCCUUACUGUCGUCGACGCUCUUCGUUCUUGACCUCUACGAUGUCCACUCCAUCAUUACCACGCAGAUUCUUUCGCAGCUCCUCUACUGGUUGGGGGCAGAGAUCUUCAACCGCAUUAUGACCACCAAACGAUACUUGGCCCGGACUAAGGCGAUGCAGAUCCGCAUGAACGUAUCAACCUUGGAGGACUGGGCCCGCAACAACAACCGACAACCCGAGCACUACGAAAACGGGUCCACCACCUGCACCGGCGAAAGCACCAUGGAGGCGGCACGUGGGCACCUGGCGCCAGUCAUCCAGCUCCUGCAGUGGCUGCAAUGCUUCUCGUCGCUGGGUGAUGACUUCGAGUCGCUCGUCACCACUUUACUUCAGCUGCAGCAGUUGACGCCGGCCCAGCUUCUGCACGCGGUCAAGUCAUAUCGACCCGAGGUGGGCGAGAAAGGACUGACCAAGCCAGCGAUGAAGUUUCUGAUCGAGUUACAACGCGACCCGGAUCUCCUAGGCCGGGAGCAGGCGAAACUGCAACGGGCACAGGAGACGACGGCAACGGCGACGGCAGGAGCAGGAUCAGAGGAGCGUCCCGAGACACCUCGACCGGAGCCAGCGACACCUCGAGCGUCCGAGGCGUCCCCAUCGGCGUCGACUGCCUCACCAGGAUCUAUCCACGCCUCGAUGCGGAUGGAUGAGCGCAAUGGGGCGCACGGGAUCUUCCUGGAUCCAUCGAUGACCCUUCCCUUCUCGCUACCAACCAGUACGGACAUGCUGAUCAGCUAUGGCGCGGGCUGGGGAGGCACGAAUCGAGAACGAGCGCGCAAGUAUAUUCCAACGGUACCGCCGGAGGUCCUGAGUCGAUUCGAUCGCGAUGGGUAA